ACCACGCAGUGACGUCAUACGCACUACAGGAAGUUGUGCAUCGCUUCCGGUUCAGUCGCUCAUCUCUCCACGCCGAAAAUGUCCGGCUACUUGAGCCUUCAGUCAGCGGUGCUCCGUCGGGCACUAAGAGGAUCWUUUAGCCUCCAGAACCGGACGCGGACCGGCCCAGCUGCCGCCGCCGGACUCAGGUUCUCCUCCAACGCUCCACGGGAAGGAAAGACGGAGCUGAUAGAGUCCACGGAGGAGUACAAGUUCGUGGAGAGGCUCAUCCCUCCCACGCAAGUUCCCGACCCGCCGAAACACGUCGGAGCCGCCCCUUCCGGCUGGACCCCCCCGGCUGAGACUCCGCCGCCUCUCCCGUACAUGAUCCGCCGCUCCCGCAUGCACAACGUGCCGGUGUACACCGACCUGACCCACGGCAACCGCAAGAUAACGAUGGUGCGCAAGGUGGAGGGGGACAUCUGGGCUCUGGAUAAGGACGUGAGGGAGUACCUGAAGGAGGUGACGGGCAAGGAGCUGCCCACACAGGUCAACGAGGUCACCAAUACCCUGAAGGUCAAAGGUCACUUCGAUCAGGAGCUGAAGGCCUGGCUGAUCAGCAAAGGCUUCUGAGACCGAAACACUUCCGGUUUCUCCAACCUGAGGAUCUGAACACUUCCGGAACGCUUUGCUGUGAUUGUCAAACUGUACAUAUUUAGAGUUUUUGUAACAUAAAACCCAUUUCCAUCUGUUUAUCACAGCAGGAAAUCUCAAACAUGGUUUUACAUCAUGUUAUUAAAUAAAACCUGAAACUCAGAGUGAA
Austrofundulus limnaeus is the source of this 802-nucleotide messenger RNA. It is a transcript of the gene mrpl49, whose product is annotated as mitochondrial ribosomal protein L49. Gene Ontology annotation, cellular component: ribosome; mitochondrial large ribosomal subunit. Gene Ontology annotation, molecular function: structural constituent of ribosome. Gene Ontology annotation, biological process: translation. The coding region runs from base 79 to 612 and encodes 177 amino acids. Lineage: Eukaryota; Metazoa; Chordata; Actinopteri; Cyprinodontiformes; Rivulidae. The transcript has a single exon. The record is from RefSeq and is a predicted model, not a curated record.